Hermetia illucens (black soldier fly) is the source of this 1022-nucleotide messenger RNA. RefSeq names its product protein canopy 4 (gene CNPYb). The record is from RefSeq and is a predicted model, not a curated record. NCBI's taxonomy places the organism in Eukaryota, Metazoa, Arthropoda, Insecta, Diptera, Stratiomyidae. The coding region runs from base 69 to 845 and encodes 258 amino acids. The transcript has 2 exons. Gene Ontology annotation, cellular component: endomembrane system. Gene Ontology annotation, molecular function: signaling receptor binding.
CAAAUGUCAAAAUCACGAAGUCUUCGGUGCUAUGUAAUCUGAUUAUCAACCAGGAACAGGGAAGUGAUAUGUUUGCCGCAAUUUUAAUUGCAUUUCUCCUAGUUUCCGCCGUAUCAUCUGGUCCGGAAGAACAGGAGGGAGUGAAAUAUGCAAGUAAAUGUGAAGUUUGUAAAAUUCUAGCAACAGAACUCCAAGACAAGCUCUCGGAAACCGGCAAAUCCCACGAUGUUAUCGAACUCGGGUAUUCCCUCGACGAUGUGAAGCCAAAGAAACGUACGGAAUACCGCAAGAGCGAACUGCGCCUUCUUGAAUCGCUUGAUAAUGUUUGCGAACGAAUUCUCGAAUAUAAUUUGCAUAAGGAACGUCGGGACAGUACCCGGUUUGCCAAGGGAAUGUCGCAAACAUUCUCUGCCCUCCACGGCCUGGUGAACAAAGGAGUGAAAGUGGAGCUAGGGAUCCCGUAUGAGCUGUGGGAUAAACCGCCGGUUGAAGUGACGAAUAUGAAGUCGCAGUGCGAGGACCUGGUGGAAAAAUAUGAGGACUCGAUUGAAAACUGGUACUUCAAGCACCAGGACAGCAAGCCGUUGAUCAAGUAUCUUUGCGAAGAGCGGGCACUGAAGAAUCAGGAUAGCAAGUGCCUCUACGAGAUAAUGGAUGAAAGCAAGAAAGAGGGAAGCGGAGAUGAAGGUGGUAGCCAAGAAAAGAAAGCGAAAAACAAAGGGGAGAAGAAAAGCGGUGGUAGUGCUAAAAACGCAGAUUCUAAGGAGAAGCCAGGAAAACUGAAAGGCGAAGCGGGUGAUGAGGAUUCCCAGCAGCAGACGAAGACGGACAAAGAUGAAUUGUGAUUGGCCUAACGGGUGAUGUCCAGAGAGAUAGCUUUAAGACCAAAGUUUCGUUGUUCAGAUUCCAUUGUUUGCCCAAAACCAUUUGAGAUUUCCAUGAUUCUAAGUUUAAUCUCGCCAAGUGACUGAUGUUAUAAAGUUUCUACUGAAUUUAUCUCAAUAAAUGUAUGCAUAAUUUUA